CACGUUUAGGUUCAGAUGCGAGUGCACAUACCCUUUUGCGCAAUAUGGUUUUUAAAUUCAAAUUGUACAUAAACAAAAAUGUCUAGGUUAAAGUCGGAUAUGCACAAUUUACUUACGGAAACCGUGCUAAACGCUUUAUUUGCGAAUAAUAUUUACACGGUCCUCGACUUCCUACAGACUGAAAUUAAACGCAUUGGCACCAUUACCGCCUUGCAUUACAAAGAUGUUGUAGCCGUCCGCAAGCACCUGGUUAACAAACAUUCGGCGGUGGUCCACACAGCACUUGACCUAUGGAACGAGCUCAUGGCGAAGACGGCCCAGAUACCUACGAGAAUCAAAGGGGUAGAUGGUAUCCUGCAAGGGGGAUUGACAACCGGCAACAUUUAUGAAGUGUGCGGACUACCGUCAUCUGGAAAGACACAGCUCUGCUUAACGCUAAUGAAAAAUGUCGUCUCUUACUCAAACCUGAAUGUGUUUUGGAUCGACACAAAGGGAGACUUUGCGGCUAAACGAAUCAAAGCAAUGUUAGAUGCUAGUAAAGCCGACGUGGAGCUCAUGUCAAAAAUGCUAGUCAAACGACUACACACCCAACACGAGCUGAUAAACACCCUCUACCAAAUUAAAGAGGACGUUUACAUUCGCCGCCUUAAACUGCGUUUAAUAAUAAUCGACUCACUGCCUCCCUUAUUUUACCAAUCGCGUGACUUUGAGAGAAACUACGGGGUAAUGAAUGACUUUGUUAAUAUCCUCCAUUUUCUCACACGAGAAUUACACAUAGCGAUUGUUGUAACCAAUGUCAUUACAACUUGGUACGAGGGCGAUUUUCAUGUUGAAAAUAGUGCGACUGAGAAACUGGGGCUGGGGAAAUAUUGGCUGCAAAUUGCGAACACACGACUGGUAAUUAAAAAAAGAGCAAACUCCGAGUGUACAGUGCAAGUGAUGAAAAGUAAUCGACUUCCUAAAGGUGCCAGUUGUAAGUUAUGGAUUCGCGACGAAGGAAUUGUGUAAUAAUAUGUGAUGCUUUAUUUACUUUUUAUUAAUUAAAAUUGUACUGCUCUGUUUGUGAUAGUUCUUCAUAAUCUUUUUGCCAGGAACCAAUCCUUGGGUCAAUCCUGGCCGUUUCUUAGACCGACUGGUACUAGUACGAUCUGUUUCCGAGUGACACAAGACUGCUUGUUGAACUUCGCCUGUUUUCUGCACAUCCGAAUCGUGAGCGUAAAUACAGUUGUGGCCAAAUCGACACUUGCCCUUCCGAUAAUUCCAACAGACCUUCUUGCCGUUAAUGCUACGCACGUUCUCCUGAGUGCUGACCAUCUUGACGUGCUUCUCGAGAAUUGCUCGCUUCUCUUCUUCGGCUUGUUUGAACGGAUUGCUAAAUACGGAAGUCUGCGAAGAGUUUGCCUCGACAAAGUCGGGCGCGGGCAAUUUCGGUGCGGCUUCUUUUAGAUCGGUCGAUUCUGGAGGGCUAAAACAUAUGACAGCUCACCGACUUUUUGUUGUAGUGUAAAUUUAUAAAGUGCUAGCAAACUUUUGGUGUGAAUUGCAAAGUACAAGGCGUUAAGUACGCUCUUACAUUACCUGUCGUUUACUACGGAGGAAUCUGAAUCGCUCUCUUCGUCUGUGGCGGACGAAUCUCCAUAAUCGGC
Messenger RNA from Photinus pyralis (common eastern firefly), 1646 nucleotides. RefSeq names its product DNA repair protein RAD51 homolog 4-like. Gene Ontology annotation, cellular component: centrosome; Rad51B-Rad51C-Rad51D-XRCC2 complex; replication fork. The record is from RefSeq and is a predicted model, not a curated record. Lineage: Eukaryota; Metazoa; Arthropoda; Insecta; Coleoptera; Lampyridae. The transcript is spliced from 2 exons. The coding region runs from base 79 to 1008 and encodes 309 amino acids. Gene Ontology annotation, molecular function: four-way junction DNA binding; single-stranded DNA binding; ATP binding. Gene Ontology annotation, biological process: double-strand break repair via homologous recombination; telomere maintenance; DNA strand invasion.